Molecule: messenger RNA, 514 nt
Organism: Sapajus apella (tufted capuchin)
Lineage: Eukaryota; Metazoa; Chordata; Mammalia; Primates; Cebidae
Product: oocyte-expressed protein homolog
Exons: 1
Coding region: 1-369 (122 amino acids)
Biological process (GO): embryonic pattern specification; establishment or maintenance of apical/basal cell polarity
Cellular component (GO): apical cortex; protein-containing complex
Molecular function (GO): RNA binding
Source: RefSeq, a predicted model, not a curated record
AUGGUCGAUGACGCUGGUGCUGCCGAGUCCCAGCGAGGCAAACGGACCCCGACCCAGUCCCUGGAGCAGCUGCCUAGGUUACCGCUUCCGCCUCCACAGAUUCGAAUCUGGCCCUGGUGGUUUCCAAGGCAGGAACUGAGAAACCCUUUGGUGUUCUACCUGGAGGCAUGGCUGGCAGACGCGCUCUUUGGCCCAGACCGAGCCAUAACUCCAGAAAUGGAGUGGACGAGCCAGGCCCUGUUGACAGUGGACAUAGCGGACUCUGGGAACCUAGUCGAAAUCACCAUUUUUGGGCGGCCCUGUGUACAGAAUCGGGUGAAGAGCAUGCUCCUGUGCCUGGCAUGGUUUCACCGAGAACAUCGAGACUGAGCUGAGAAGAUGAAACACCUUGAGAAAAACUUGAAGGCCCAAACAUCAGACCCCCACACUCUCCAGGAUUCUGUUGCUUAAGACAACAGUGUCAGGAGCAUCUUGAGAACUUUGCAACUUUUGCUGCUUAAGUUGAAGAGAAGCA